This is a messenger RNA of Camelina sativa (false flax), 578 nucleotides long. Its product is annotated as DNA-directed RNA polymerases II, IV and V subunit 10. Gene Ontology annotation, biological process: tRNA transcription by RNA polymerase III; transcription by RNA polymerase I; transcription by RNA polymerase II. Lineage: Eukaryota; Viridiplantae; Streptophyta; Magnoliopsida; Brassicales; Brassicaceae. Gene Ontology annotation, molecular function: zinc ion binding; DNA binding. The record is from RefSeq and is a predicted model, not a curated record. Gene Ontology annotation, cellular component: RNA polymerase III complex; RNA polymerase II, core complex; RNA polymerase I complex.
ACUUAAUUCACGGCCCCUUGAGUUGUUCUUCACCUUAUUAAAGAAGCGCCAACCAAACAAAAACCCUAAAAAUCGUUAGCAGAGAGAGAGAGAGAGAGACACAGAAGAAGACGACCAAGUUAGCAGCUAAAGAUGAUUAUCCCUGUUCGUUGCUUCACUUGUGGAAAGGUGAUUGGAAACAAAUGGGAUCAGUAUCUUGAUCUUCUCCAGCUUGACUACACUGAAGGGGACGCCCUUGAUGCGCUCCUGCUAGUCAGAUACUGCUGCAGGCGUAUGCUAAUGACUCAUGUUGAUCUGAUUGAGAAGCUUCUCAACUACAACACUCUGGAAAAAUCAGACAACAGUUAGAAGAGGAUGCAAAUCUGCUGGAAGAGUUUUCCUCUUUAGAGGUUUAAAUAUUAGUAUGUAUGAAAACCUUCAAUUCCAUCUAAAAGACGAAAUCAUAUGUAUGUCACUACUUUCUCGUGUGUGUGAUUCAGUAUCAUAUUUUCUGACCUGAAUGAUUUGUCCUUUUGAGUUGUUCACGUUUCAUUGAUAUUGAGGUGUAAACAUGGCCAUCUCGAAAACCCUUUGAGAAA